UUAAAAUGAUUCAAAUUAGGUUGAACUUUGAAUUUAAAUGGAAGAAUUUUUUAUUUAAAAUUUAUUUAUAAAAAUAAAUAUCAAUAUAAAAUUGUUAUUUAAAUUGGGCUGUGAAAACCAUAAACCAAACGCGACACGUACACAACAACAAACAAAGUACCAAUAUACUUUGACGUUGUUUCUGCAUUUUUUUUUUUUUUGAAGCUUUCGGCAAUGGGCGCCUCUGAAUCGUCUCUCGCAGCUUAUUCACUGAGUUCGGCCGAUCAAAUCUCCACUAUUUCUCAGCGAUCGGAAACAGUCGAUCCGAUUUUAGAGAAGCUUAAAUCCCUUAGAAUUACAUCUCCUAUACUGACCACACCGCCAACGGAUGGUAGCUUAACGGACAUUUUAGUGCGAAGACCGUCGUCAUCUUCAUCUCAAGCUGCUGUAAAUCCAAAGGUGUUCCUGGAGCUGUUAUCAGCGUACCGUGAUUGGCAAGAGGAGAAGGCUCAAACAAUUUGCAAGAAGCAGGAGGAUAUAGAAUACAAAAUAGAAGUCGCUGACGCUUUGACAGUUAAACUUCUCCAAAGUUUAAACCACUCAGUUUCCACAAUGAAGACUGCUUCACAACAUUUAGCAGAAGGCAAUUCAACUUUUGUACUGAAUAAUAAGAGUGUGUGUAGAAUCUGAUUAAGCUACUCUUGUAUAAUUCGUGUAGUUCAUACAUUGCAAGUGGAGCUUGGGGAGCUUAAAGAAAGGUUAACUGAGGUCCUCAGCAAUUAUGAGCCACUGUGCAACAGAAUAGCUGCAGGGGGACCUGAACCUCUUCGAUCUAUCAAGCCAUUUGCGGUUUCCACUUCAAACUCGACUAGCUUAUCUUCAGGUAAGGUAAACCUAUUAGUCGAACUUCAACGUCCACAUUCUCCCAAUUAGACUAACAUUUUUUUUUCUUUUUAAUCUCAUCUGUAAAUAACUGACAUUCUUUUACCCUUAAUUCUUUCUUCAUUGAGAUUGAUGUUUA
Gossypium arboreum is the source of this 1000-nucleotide messenger RNA. RefSeq lists its product as uncharacterized. Lineage: Eukaryota; Viridiplantae; Streptophyta; Magnoliopsida; Malvales; Malvaceae. The transcript has 5 exons. The record is from RefSeq and is a predicted model, not a curated record. The coding region runs from base 214 to 669 and encodes 151 amino acids.